Molecule: messenger RNA, 600 nt
Organism: Coccidioides immitis RS
Lineage: Eukaryota; Fungi; Ascomycota; Eurotiomycetes; Onygenales; Onygenaceae
Exons: 2
Coding region: 1-600 (199 amino acids)
Source: RefSeq, a predicted model, not a curated record
AUGCAUGUUUUUGAUUUUUUGGGUGUCUGUUCCCCUUUCAGCUAUGACAGAUCGGAAACACACUUCCAGACAUCCUCCGCCUUGUUUGAUUCCGAACUACUGGAAGCUGGGUUGAUUGGCAACAUCGAGCAUCAACCUCAUCCAGCCUUGCAUCCAGCCGCUGGUGGUUAUUCUUCCCAAAUUCCUGUUGCCGGCGCCACAUACAAUGAGCUUGUAUUCAUGCAACCGUCCCGCCUUUUUUUCACUCUGCGUGACAUCGUUCGCAUCAAGAGUCUAGAUGGGGUGAGACAUGAUUCAUGCGGUACGCACCGUAUGUUGGUGACUGCUGAGACGCCAUCUGGACUCAAAGCCGGUGAAUGUGAACCGGAAACGUUUAUACAGGCAAACAACGCUCAAGAUGUUUACGAGGAAAAGUGGGGAGUCUGGGGUUCUGACAGUUGGAGAAAAGAUAUGGGACUACCUCCAACAUGGGUCGGGGUGGUGGCAAAGUACCUAAAGAAACACCUGAAGGCAGUCUUUCGCUAUGUUACUUUGAUGGGUAUACCCAGUGAAAAUUCUGAUAGAGCUGUGGUCCAUCGGCAAUGGAUUGGACAUGCAUAA